Messenger RNA from Saccostrea echinata, 1945 nucleotides. Its product is annotated as glycine receptor subunit alpha-2-like. Gene Ontology annotation, molecular function: chloride channel activity; extracellular ligand-gated monoatomic ion channel activity; neurotransmitter receptor activity. The transcript is spliced from 10 exons. The record is from RefSeq and is a predicted model, not a curated record. NCBI's taxonomy places the organism in Eukaryota, Metazoa, Mollusca, Bivalvia, Ostreida, Ostreidae. Gene Ontology annotation, cellular component: synapse; membrane; neuron projection. Gene Ontology annotation, biological process: signal transduction; chemical synaptic transmission; regulation of membrane potential. Bases 394 to 1593 code for a protein of 399 amino acids.
GACUCGGAAACCCUCAUCGACGGAUGCGGGAGCCUGAUGUAUUGUUUUGGAAUGGUAUUUAUUCAGUGCUGAAGUCCGUUUAGAUAUUUGUUUGACUGGGAAGAGAUAGACAGAUAGCAUUAGUCAGGUGAUACACAAGAGGAAAUAAUUAACUUAAUUGGUUCAGUGCAUGAAUUAAGUUACUGUUAGCACAGAGGGUUAAACAUUGUAUCCAUCAACCUUUCGCCACACGGUUUUCAUUGCCUUUUACCAGCCUUGAAAUCCGUGUUAAUCAACAUACAUCUAUGACCAAGAAGAUUCAUUCUAAAUACUGAAUUGACAAGAUCUAAAACCAUCAACGUUUAAUAAAAUUUGGUGUUUUGGUUGCAAUCAAUCCAUAAAGGUAGCUGCAUCAUGUCUAUGGAUAGACAGUUUUUAGUGGCUGUGUGUUUACUUCAGGUAGUGGGAUGCAGUAACGUCAGUCAAAGACACGAGUUUUUUGAUGUCAUUCUUAACGAAGACUACGAUCCCCGGGUGCCCCCAUUACUUAGAGAUGACCCUGUUCUUAACACCAUCCAACUGUACAUUCUGGGGAUAGACUCCAUCAGUGCAAGUACAAUGGACUUCAAGAUGAGCUUCUUCAUUCGUCAGAGAUGGUAUGACAACAGAUUGGCAUACAGAGGUCUCCUUGACAUCCCAAAGGUCGAGUUGGAUACGCGUGUUAUGUCCAAUGUAUGGGUUCCUGAUCUUUAUAUAAAGAACGAAAAAAAAGCGAAUACUCAUACAGUCACUGUUCCAAAUAAAUUAAUGCACAUAUACCCGGACGGUCUGGUUGUAUACAGCAUGAGGGUAACAGGGACAUUUUCUUGCCAAAUGUACUUACACAAAUACCCACUAGAUCAACAGACAUGCUCAAUACAGAUGGAAAGUUAUGGUUACAGCACAGACACUCUCAAGUUUCAAUGGAAUGACAUUCCACUGGUUCAACGACCAAACUUAACAUUGCCACAGUUCGAAAUUGGACACAUAUCUAAUCAUACAUGUGACAUCACUUACGCUAACGGUAAUUCUUCCGUUACUUUUACAUGUUUGGGUAUUGACAUCGAGAUGAGCCGUGCGUAUGGAUACUAUAUUACACAAGUGUACAUCCCAAGUUUUCUUAUCGUCUGCUUGUCUUGGGUGUCAUUUUGGCUGAAUAUUGACGCAAUUCCAGCCCGAAUUUCCUUGGGUUUGUUGACUAUUCUUACAAUGACGACUCAGAGCUCUGGAGCACGUGCCACCCUUCCACGCGUAUCUUACAUAAAAGCUAUAGACGUCUGGAUGGCAACAUGCUUAGUGUUCGUUUUUGCUGCUCUGAUUGAAUUUUCUUACGUUAAUGUAAAGGCAAGGGUUCAACAACGAAGGAAGUCUUCUGUGAAGGAGUUACCCCUUCUUCUGCAUAGAAAGGAAGAUGAUAGCAAAGAGAAGACGCAGUUAGACAGCAAAUGUCGAGACGAAGCGAGACGUGUCGAUAAAUUGUCUAGAAUUAUAUUUCCUCUAGUUUUCCUUUGUUUUAACAUCGUUUAUUGGUCUGUCUAUUCUGUUUGGGUUCCAGAAAUGCAAAAGAAGGACUGAUACAUCAAUAUUAUUGUAAAAGUUUCAAUCCUGUUUUGAUACUCCACAACCUUGAAAUGGACCCGUCAUUCCAUGUGUCAUUCUGUCAAUCAUAAUCAUCAUUAUAUGAAUAUAUUUUAUACUUGUUGCUGAAAGUCGCUAUUGUAUCACUACAUAAUCCAGGCACAGCGGACAAAAGUCGUCAAGAUUACCAAUUUCUAUGGAAUACCUUUCGUCUAUUAAAUGGACAAUUUUUAUUGUGAUGAUUUUUUUAUCUCUAUAUGUACAAUACUACAUGGUGAAAGCUUAUAAUACUCUUAUACAUUCUCAUUUUUUUCACACAUUAUUAUUUUAUGAUAAAACUUUACCACUA